Molecule: messenger RNA, 11955 nt
Organism: Porites evermanni
Lineage: Eukaryota; Metazoa; Cnidaria; Anthozoa; Scleractinia; Poritidae
Source: the annotation of a GenBank genome assembly
AUGAAAGAUACCUGGCCUGUUAUUAUUUUAACCUUACUUUUGGCAGGAUUUGCUGGGAUUUUAAUCUGGGGACUGGUAAGUGUGCAUAAUUUUGAUAACUGAAAAAAUGAUCCAGAGAGAUUUUAUUUACUUCGGUAAACGGAAGGUAAAUAUGUUAAUUUAUGGUGGUAAUAUGGAGAGAAAAGCCCCUUUGGAGUCUUUUAUCUUGUAUUGUAAUAGUGGAUGGAGGACUUGUCAAAAUCGGUUAUUCUAUAGAUUAGGUAUUAAAUUUGCAAAUCAUGGAUUGUUGGGGAAACAAAUUUGACGAGACACGUGAGGUAGAUCUCUUUAGUUCCUUAGCCGAUUGUAAAACUGUUUUUCACAACAGGAUCUUUGGUUAUAAUCAUGGUUUAUGUUGCAGAGACGAAAAUCUAAAGCGACAGAAAUUAAAAAGAAGUCAUUUUAACAGAUGAAACCAAUUAUUCUGGAUUUAGCCGAAGCUUUCAGUUCGCCGACUUCCGCAUCUAAGGAUUAUGAAUUUAAAUCGAUUAUCGUGGCCCUUAAAGAGGUACCUUUAAAAUUUAAAUUGACAAGUAUUACCGGUUAAAGAAGUUAGACUGGUUUCCUAGAGUAAGCUUUAGAUUUAGCCACCAAUAUCGGGGCAUCCUUAAAAGGCUAAUUUGAAAAAAGAAACCAAUAAAACGCGUUGUUUACAGUGAGCUAACUGAGCCAAGGGGUGAACGGCUUCAACCAAGAGUUCCUUUUUUAAGCCUUUUCGUAUUGACAUCUUGAGAGAAAUGCGCAGAAACUGAGAAUCGUGAUUCUAAGUUAAGCUAAAAUAUUGCUUUUUUCACCGAACUGAAUACUGAUACGAAGCCAGUAUCGUUCUCCGCUAUUUAUACUUAACGACUGGGUCACAAACGGUUUUCAAGCGUAUGGAAACGAACACUGUCGACUAGUCGGCGCCGCUUGGUUCGUUUAAGUUUAGGUGCGUUUAAAAACGCAUAUUUUCCAUUACACCUGUUAAAUCAAUACUAGAAUAAAACCUGAAAACUUAUAUGCGCUGAAAAAAAACGAUUAUAUUGUUUCCUUAAUUUCAGCUAGUACUUAAGAGCACCUUUUGUUCAUCUGGGAAUCGUAAUGUUUAAACUUAUCGAACGACCUUUUUAAAUAACAAUUUUGCCAUGGUACUUCCUCCCUCUCUCUCUCUCUCUCUCUUUUUUAUUUACAAUAUUUCUUUUUAUUCUCUUCCCCCAAUCUUCAAUAUUUCCCAAAUGCAUCGCCUUCAGACUGAUAUUGCUCCUACCCAAAACAAAACUCGUUCAUCUGAAAAAAAAAAAAAAAAAAAUCGACUAAAUUGGUAUUAGACAGGCUUUUGCAAGAACUUAUAGAUUAUAUGUUUUCCAAACAGACUUCUUUCGUUACUAAUAUAAAUACUGUCCGAUGCCCGAGGAACGCAUGUUAGCUCCAAAGCCAAAACAAGCAAACUGCUACAAUCUUUAAAAAACAAGGGAACCGGAACAGCGUGUCAACAGCGUGUCCUUGACGUGAAAAUGGGGAAUUUUACUUCUCUGGUUUUUGGUACGAAUCGCGGAAUGGGAGCUGAAUGUUAGUUAUUUCGGUUCUGAAAAACCUAGCUGACAAGCUAUCACGAAAGGAUGGGGAGCCUUACGUUUCAGUAAUGACAUGGUUAAGAACACUCUUGUCUUUACCAAGUUCCUUUUACUGUUUUUCGCGUAAAUUAAGAACUCUUUAAAGAUGAAGUUGUAUUUUGAUGCAAUACAGUAGAACCCCGGUAACGCGAACUCUGAAGGGACACGAAAAACAGAUUGAAUCUUCAAUUUACCAUGUUUUAUAGUUAACUUGUAUUUCAGCUCAUCAAUAUACAGCAGAGUGCAAAUUAAGUGACUCAUUAGAAAUUGCAACACGUUUAGGCAUUUUUAUGAUAAUACAGCGAAAUGAAUGACUGCAAAUGCGUGAUCUGUUCGUUGCACUGAUUAAUCUCGCUUGCGUAAGCAGCGAGACUCAUAAUCUGCAAUGCAUUUUUCGCCCCGGGGGGUACCUCCCUUAUAUAGCUAUAUAGGUAUGUGCGGCGCCAAAGGGUAUGUUUUUUUUUUGCCGUUUUGGUCUGAAAUAAAGUAUCAAUUAAUUUCGACCAUUUUGGUCUGAAAUAGGAUAUGGUUUUUGCACUCUAGUCUUGAAUUGGCUAUGUUUUUUAGAAGAAGCUACUUCUUCAUCAUUUAGUUUUGAUAAGACAUUUCAUUUCUUCAUCAUCGUUUUCGUCGUAUUUUAUCCACAAAGAGGGGGUAAUUGUGUCAGGCGUUCCGUGCGGAGACCUUGGAGGCUGGGACUCAGACUCGUUGCGUGAUCGAAGCCACGCAUGUUUAGGAAAGAUUAAAUUUAGAGCUUUUCCGAAACGUGCCGGUCCACGAAUUCUAUCGCUUGAAAGCGUUGAUUACUUUGGAACAAGUGAACACUACUGAGUAGUCGGAAAAAAAUUCUUAAUUAGCAAAACUGCGAUGAUCGGGUGUUGUAAACUUUCAUUGUAUGCAAAUGGCCUUGUGAUGAGCAUACGGUUUAUUUUCGGCGAUGAUUGAAAUGACGUUCCAUGUAAACUAGAAAUACGUGUAUCGCAGAAACCUCGCGAAGCUCGGGGGUAGCCCAUAAGGGGUGGGAGACAGAGGUCAUACAGCGACCACGAAUAUGUCACACACUAAUAUUCUGAGGAUAUCCGAAAUACUAUGUUAGUUUCGAAUAAUAUAGGAACAAAAAUACAGGGGGCCAGCAAUAAAAAUUUUUUUGUCAUGUUUGACUCAAAAGACACAGCUGCGUUUAUGUAUACAAGGCUGCUAUACGUAUAUUUAUUUUACUUGUGAAGGAAAUUGAAUGAAAAUUGUAAGCUUUUAAUAAACGAAAAAUUUUGCCCAUUAAGGAUUUUGUUUACAAAAUGUAACGCUUCCCUACAUGUCACACAUUAUCGGUGUUGUAAACUGUUCAUUGUAUUUAAUAAAGCUUACUGUAAAACGGUGAAAAGGCUGAUCGACUGUCCUCAGUCCGUUGCAAAGAUACUCCUCCUGUCGAUUUUACAGAUGGUGUAAUUCUUGCUUCCUAUCGUUGCAUCGAAGAAGAUAAUUUUGCCUGUAAACUUGCCUCUCCUUGUGCAUUCUAUUGACCGAAUACUGAAACGUCGGCAGUCGGUGUUCCCUCUCUUCGUCGGCUUCUUUUGCAGUGUAACUGUAGUAUUUUGUUGUCAACUCUUUACAUAUUCGUGGUCGCUGUAUAACCUCUGUCUCUAGUUGACAGUGUUUGGCUUCGAUGUGCCGUUACUCGCGCUGAAUUUAAAGUCGACGUCCUCGCUCUUGCGGAGUUUUGUUUUUAAAUCUUUCCCAGCGAGGAUUUCCAGCCACUUGUUGAAUCCACCGUCGUUGAGUUUGCUGUUCUGUUUUAUUUACCUGAGAUAUUGGGUGGUGACUCACCGAUUGAAACAUUGUUAUAAUUCACAGAUGAAAAAACCCGUCUUCAAGAAGAAAACCCAGAGCUUUGUCGUCGAUGGCAAUCGGUUGUCUGGAAACCCAUAGUGCACUUUGACGUCACUACUGGAUGACGUCAAGGCGGACACCAACCAAACUCGAUAGAUUUAUAGCCAAGAGGAAAUCACACUGGCCUUGCGAUGCUUGAGUGAUACACGAGCGCUUCGCGCGCGACGAGAUUAUAUACCUCGCUUCGCAAGGAAUUACUUUUUUGGUCCCUGGCAAUGAUGUAAUUUCUCUGGAAUCGAGGCCCUUGAAUUUUCGUGUAUUUAUACAGGCGUAUAGCCUGCGACCGCAGACGUAUUUCCGGUCGUCGCUAACACGCGUAUUAAAUCAAUUCUGAGACAAGUAAAAAGUAUCGACGUCGAUGAAGUAGGAAGUCUUUAGCGAGUAAAUCCUGUUUCGUGUAGAAUUGAUCGCCUCCUCAUUUCUCGAUCUAAUCUCGAAGCAAGUGAGACCGAAUGCCGCUGUUAGCGCGUUCUUGUUUAAAACAAAUUGUGUAGGGUUAGUUUUGGGUGUUUUAUGAUUGCAUGGCAAGAAGCGCUGUAGAGAUGGCAAUCGUGCUGAGUUGCAAGAACCAGAAUUCGAGUUAUCGGGGUAAAUUUCAGUGAAAUUUUGAUGAAGGGAAACGAAAUUUAGUUCGAUUUAGUGAGGAAUUCGAGUUAUCCGAGUAGAAGUGACUGAAAGGUAGGUAGUUCGAUUUAGCGGGGAGUUCGAAUUAUCCGAAUUCGAGUUACCGGGGUCCUACUGUAGUUAGGAAGCAAACUGAAAAAUUUUAAUUUUCUUCCAAAUUGUACAUUGUGAAAAGCUUGAUUCAUUGGAAAAAUGUUUCAUUUGACAUUUUCUGUAAAUAAAGGGUUCUUUAAAUUUUAUUCAUAUUAUUUACUUUAACUUCCAGGAUACAUCUAAAAAUCCUGAUCACUUUCCAGGCUCUUUCACACGAGGCGUGAUGGAAGGAAUUUGGUGGUCUUUCGUGAGCAUGACAACAGUUGGGUGAGAAUAGUUAAGCACGAUGCCUGGCUUCAUUUAAGUCGUGUAAUUUCUCGACUAUCGCUAUGACCAACUGCUUAUGUGUUAUAUAAAUCCAGAUCCGACUUACUGGUCCGUAAUUGCACCUUUAGGCAGGCCCAAACUCAACAUGCUUAAAAUUGGUUUAUUGAAAGAACUACCACGGAUAGUCCGUUGUUUACUUCCGAUAGUCAGAAAUAAUAACUGAACGUAAGCGGAACGAAAUACGAAAGGGUAAGGGGAAAAUCGCAACCAAAAAUAAAAAGCUACAAUAAAAGUAAUGGUUUAAACUGUUUUUUGAAGUGUGUUUUUGUAGGAAUUUAGACAGUCCAGGAACAGUCCAUUUUACCGAUAAUGUUAUGUUUUUGAGUUUAUAUUGCGUUAUAGAUCCAAUUUUCAUGAGGCGUUUGGAAAUUUUUAUCAAAACCAGUAUCGUGUAAGCAAUACUUAACGUUUGAUCUAAGGUGUAUUUCCAAUGGUACGUAGUUUUGAAGUACGCUGUACGCGCUUAGAAUUUACGUGCGAAAAUAUAAGAGAGGCGAUCUUUGAAAGGGCGCACGUAAGCGUGAAAAAUAAGCAACGUUCAACUCUUACGUUUACGCGCGACCUUCCAUACAUGACCUCUGUUUCACGUACCCAGUAAUAUUAACGAGCGUACUCGUGUAAAAAUUUCGCGACAGUGUAAUUCCACCUUAAGAGAGUUCCUUUCUGGAUACAGGUAUGGUGAUAGGACUCCAAAGUCACCGCCUGCACGUUUGUUUGGCAUCCUGUGGAUUCUUACCGGCCUUGUUCUUUGCUCGUUUUUCACCGCCACUUUCACAAGUGCUUUGACGUCAUCAUCCAUGCUACAUCGUAAUUCUCUGCUGGGAGUGAAGGUCAGCAUCAUCAUCACUAGCCUGUGUAGCUGGCAGGAUUAGAAACCUUUUGACUCUAAGACAAGGACGACUACGAGUACGAGAUUUUCUCAAUAUACUGUACUAAUUGGUGCUUGAGCGUAAACCAGCGUCAUUUUGGCGGGAAAAUGUGAUACAGGCGUCGUCAUUCCACUACGAGUCUUAGCGAGAAUGUUGUAGUGGCGGAAACAAGUCAACAAAUUAGAAGUCUUAUCAUUUUGCAAUCAGAAGAGAGCUUAACCUCCUUAAUAAAAAGAUAACACUGCUAACUUUUCUGCUGAAAAAAAGUGCAAUAAAGCUUUCUAGCGUGUCUGUUUUUUGACAAUGCGCGAAAAAAAACUUUAAAUCAAAUCUCGUACUCGUAGUCGUUUUUGUCCUCGAAUCUGAAGGUCUCUGUUGUUAUGCGCGGGCUCAAAAUUUGAUUGGCUCCCAAUCCUCUAGGGGCUCUACCACCGAAUAAACUAACAACACUUGCCUGCUAAAACCGCGAGCUAUGCUGGCUACAUCAUCGCCAUCAUCACAAGAAAGCGCGCGCACUCCAAAGGCCUUUAGGUUAAUGUUUGGCAGAGCAGCAGUAGUUAAAUUAAAUAUGAAAAUAAUAUCUGCAGUCAUGAAAUGUAAUUAGGCAAAUUUCGAAAAGGCUAAAUCUUGACACCUCAAAGUAUUUAACAGGAUUCGAUUCGAACGAUGCAUUAACCUACAUACAAUUCUAGGCAAUUAAAUUUUUCUUUCUUUUUUUUAAAUUCAUGUAUAACAAUGAAUUUUUCAGAAUGUAUUUUCAUCCUUGUUAUUUACAUCUAACCCUAUUCAGACCGUGCUUUUUUUCGCUUCCCGCGACCCAAGGGUGGGGGGGGGGGGGGGAAAAUACCCAAAACCCCCUUGCUUCAAACCCCCACAAAAAAAAAAAAAAAACACAAAUAAUAAAAAAAUUUUGUGGAAAAAUUGAUCAAAAAAAAAACAAAAAAAUAACAACAAAAAAAAAAUAAUGUAUAAUAAAUAAAAAAAAAACACAAAAUCACCCACAAUACAAACAAGACACAAAAAAAUAAACUACCUUAUUUAUUACUCUUUUUUUUUUUUUUUUUUUUUUUUUUUUUUAAUCUUUUAUUAUAAAUAUUUUUUUUAUUUUUUUUUUUUUUUUUGUUUUUAUACCUCCCCACCUUUCUCGGGGUUUGUUUUUCCGCGCCCGGGGGGGGGGGGAGGGGGGGGGGGGGGGGGCAGAAUCUCAAAACCGCUCGUGCUAUACCCACCAAAAUUACACAGAACAACGUACUCAUCAUUGCAACGUUUGGGGAUAACUUGGUCAACACAAUAGUGUAAUCUGACGUCAUUAUGACGUCAUAUUGUUGAAUUUAUAGGCAGAAUCCAAAUUUCCCUCGAAGUACACAUAAGGUCAGAAAAAUACUUAAAGAGUAAGGUCUUAAAUAAAGUCAAGAAGUUGGCUAAAAUAUAAAUAACCUUUAACAAAAGCAGUUAUGUCAUGAUGACGUCAUUUAUACCAAAAAAAAAAAAGGAACUGGAAGCAUCCGCCAUCUUGGAUCCGCCAUUUCGACUUACGAUUUAAAUGUAUUCCAUUUUGCUUAAAACCCAUACAAAUCGAGGAAUGUUUAAGAGAAAACUUGAUCUGAGUAUAAAAGUAUGCCUAGGAAGCAAAAAAAACUGCAAAAUGUGCAAUUUCGAGUUAACUAAGCACUGUUGAAAAUUAAACUUACCAUCUCUGGCAUUUGGUCGUAUUAACUCAUGUUUUUUCUCAAACUAGUCACAAAAACCUUGGAUUUCCUCAACAGUGACAAUAACUUUGAUAAAAUAACGCUAAUUUAAGUGUAAUAUAAUAAUUGCAUCGGUAAAGUUAGAUUUACAACCCAUUUUAAAGAAAAAAAAUCUGCAAAUUUUGAAAAAACGUGGAUGCCAAAACUUGCUUGCUAUUGUGACGUCACAACUACUUUAAAAUGUUCCAAAGGUAAUUUUUAGAAAAAUUCGAUAAGUUUUGUGGUCACUGGUUGAACGAUUUUUGAAGUUAUUCAACUUUUUUCGCGAACCCCCCUGGUCUGAAUAGGGUUAACUGUUGCCUCCAAAGAAAAUAACGGAAAGGUUCUUAACGUUAUAAAUGCCAACAAAGCAGCAAAUAAAUUUAUUGGCGUGGCGUGCGUAAAUCCUUAAUAGAAACCUCUCACAGGAAGUAAAUUGUCCUAUCAUGUCUUUGAAACCUCUUUUAAAAUAUCCCUCAACAUCAAGAACUGUUAAUCAUCGGUAAUCAUUCUCUCUUGUCAUCUUGGAAACUAUCUAAUGCACAUCCACUAUUGUGCUCUAUAUCUCACAAGGCUUCCUUGAGUUCAGUAAUGUUAAGAUACUAAGCUAACUUUUGAAGCUCACCCAGGUUGCAGUAUUGGAAGACAGUCAUGCAUACGAGGAGGCUUUAAAGCAGGCUGCCAACGUCAAAGGUAAAAGUCAUUAACCCUUGUCUUUUGGGUCUUUUGAGUCCCCUUCUCCCCCCUACUAAAAUGUUGAAUAGUUUUCAAAACCGUGCAAGCUAUGACCGCCAAACUUAUCGACUUUAUCCAAAAUUUAUCUGGGAAUAUUGUGACGUGUACGCCAUCAUUGACAUUACCAUGGAAUCGAGUUUUGACAGCCAUAUCUUUCAAAAUUGUGCUUUUGUUCUGCAAUUAAAAGUUUGACUUCAGUCUAUUUAUUGUAUUACACUUAGCUUUGCGUCAUUUUAACAAAUUUAUUAUAACUAUUAAUAAAUGUAAUCCAGGAUUUUUAAUGAACUGAUUUGAAAAAAAAAAAGGGAAUUCAAAAAGACCAAAUUGCAGAUGUUCGCAGAUGCUAGGUUCACCGAAUUUUCAACAGUGUUCUAGAAAUUUCAUGACUUACAGAUUUUUUGCUUCCUAAGCAUCUUUUUAUACACAGGUCAGAGUUUCUUUUACGGCUAUCUCGAUUCUUUUAGGAGUUUUAAGUAAAACUUGAAUAAAUUUAAUUAAUUCAAAAUGGCGGGAAUCCACGAGAUGGUGGGUGGUUGUGGAUGGUUCCAGUUCCUUUUUUUUAAUUUUUCACUUUACCGCUACUUUGAGGGAAAAUUGAAUCCUGGCAAUAAAUUCAACAAUAUGACAACAUAAUGACGACAAAUUUAGUCAUUGCGUCAAUCAAACUUUGCCCAGACGUUGGAAAUAAUGAGUAAGUUAUUCAGUGUAAUUUUGGUGGCCGUAGAAUGAGCGGUUUGAAGUUAUAGGCGGGGGACAUCAGAAGCUCCCCCCGGGGUCGCAGGUGGCAAAAAACGCCCAGUCUGAAUAGGUUCGGUAGAGACGUUGUUAUACGUAUCGGUGCAUUGAUAAAAAAAAAUUACUCUAAAGUGAGAAAUAAACAACACUUGUAGAUUAUUACGUUUAUCGUCAGAUGAUCAAAUCGUACCCUUUAAAAAUGGCCAGUUAAGAAUAUUUGAAAAAAAAAUUCUAAAAACCUUUUUGCAAGAUCCUAAGACAUCUAUAAUUCUACGCAAAAGUUCUGCCCCUCGCAGGUUUCAUUAGAUGGUAGAACCCAAGGAUUUUGUCGCCGAAAUUGGGAUAAAAACAUCUACCAUCUCAGACUAGAUGCAAAUUAAAGGGGGUAAUCUACAGGGCUACCAGACAAAAGUCCUCAAGGUUGCUUAAAUCGCCUGACCAAGUAAACGGAACUUAAAUUAAAUUCAAGAAGAGCGUCAACUACCAAUACACCCUUUGCAGCUAGCCAUUCACGUGGUGCAAAACCGUCAUGCUGGAAAGCAAAAGCCUUCCUUACUGGGACAAGAAAAGCAAAGGAAAUUACCAAUUAAAAUUAUGUAUGCUUUUUGUUUGUCUUGUCCCAGUGCGACUUUUGCUCUCCGGCCAACACGGCGGUUUGUACCACGUAAAUGGCUACCUGCAAAGGGCCUAUUGUUGAUCUUCUGCCGGGCGCCAUCUUCGCUUCGCUACACUCGCACCGCAUUCCAGCGUAGAGGGAUUAACAGCACAUUUCUGGUAUUUAAUUUAAUUGGAAUGCAACCUGACUCAUGAACGCUUAGUUAUUUCCUAUGCUGCAGAUUAUACCAGCUUUUUACGAAAUGUACGAUGCACUCGUGGUAAAAGAAGAGGGAGAGGGAAUCUUGGCGGACAUCUACACAGCUUCUUACUAUAUGGACAAAGUGGGAGACUCUCGGUUAGCAGUCACCAUGUUUUUUACUUCUCAGCGCUCAAUCGGAUUUGCAUUUGGAAGACCAGAUUUUGAGUUCCUUUCUGAUUGUCUCAGGGAUUUGUUUAAAUAUCGACAGCGAGACAUCAAAAAAAUUAUCUUUCGACACACGCAAGCAUUACAUGUAAGUCAUGUGUAAUUAACAUCGACUCAAAUCAGUGGGCUAAUAUAUAUGGUAUUUAAAAGCGAGGAGGAGUUAUUUCGUCAACUAUGCUACUUAACAGAGCUUUAAAAGCUAGAACAAACAGCAAAUUUCCCGCCUUUGGUGAUUCGUGAUUUGAAAUGUCAUGGAAAAAUUUGUCGACUAAAAUCUUGAUAAGAUCAAAGAGUUUAGGCAUUCACAUAUUCAGGUUCAGUCUUUGCGUCUGAAGUCAGAUAAGGCUUUCGAAAUCAAUGGAUAUCAAUCUGCGCGUGUUUUGAUUGGCUCCCGCAACGUUAGUACGAAAAAUAUGUUAUACAAGCGAUGAUUUGAUUUGGAUGGCUUGACGUCAUGCCACCUAUUAUGUCAUAUCUCGUAGCCAUAGAAACAGGCUGUUGGGUUCCUGUACUCUGAGAAUAAAAUUUGCCAAAAUGCGUUUAAGGAAGUAAUAAUAAUAAUAAUAAUAAUAAUAAUAAUAAUAAUAAUAAUAAUAAUAAUAAUAAUAAUAAUAAUAAUAAUAUGUAGCAGGGGUAACCAUCUCCUGUAUGAUCCCACUAGUGCAUGGCUUGAGGUGGUUUUGAAAAAUGUGAGGGGAACCUUUUGGACCGCCGGACUGGGUGGUAUUCACUCCCCUUAUCUGCUAAACUAGCAUAUUUUUGUGUUGGUCAAGUUCAAGGCAAAUAGUGGCAAAAUAGAACGGCUGGAGUGAGCCUGAGUGAAAAGAAAAGACUGAGGAGACACACUAACAUACUGCAUUCACGGAUUUGUUCAAAAUACGCGGUUUCGAAGCCUUAAGACUUACGAGCAUUGAUUAGGUUUAAGGGAAAGAUAUUAAACAUAGGUUUUGUUUUCAUCUCAACCUCCCCUUUAGACCGAAACCAAGAGCCGUCAAAUAUCAGAUGAAGACGAAGACAGUGUUGUGAAUUUACUGGAUGGAAACUCGCCUGGAUUUUGGACUGCAUUUCACGCAAUGUUGACAACCUUUGUCACGCUGUUAAUAGCGGGUUUCCUUUACGAGUCGUGUGCUGCAAAGUGUAGGAAAAAGAGGCUAACAGGUAAGUGUAGUGGGUUUCAUCAAACCACCUCCCAUGCCUAUCUCCUCUUUAUAAAGAGAUCCUCAGAGGCAGAUAUUCAGUCACGUGACAACUUAUGAAAUACCUCUGUUACAUCAAUAACGAGUGCAUAGAAGAGAUUUUUCUUCUCCCUUCUCCCUUCUCGACGUUCCCUUCGCGCUAUCUUUUCAAGGGGACCUUUGUGGAGAGAGGUUUAGGGGCGGGUUCGUACUCGGAUUCCAAUCAAUAAGGAACUUAAGCAGCUGCAACGAAGACGCGGGCAGCCAGAACGUCAAAAAAGAAAUGGUUUUAUGUGUGAAAAAGCAACAACUCUGCACGUGCAUCACACUUGUUGGCACUUUUUUUAACUUCUUAAAGAGACGUUUUACGGAGGACGUGAACGAGCGGCGACGAAUUUUUUUCUUUCUCGGUCUUUAUUUCUGAAGAUAGCAGCUUUUUUUACCAGACGCUAAAUAAAGAAGAUAAAAUUUGAGAGGACACAAAUUCGGCAUACUUAGUUACGUUUUUACUUCCAUCGUGGUCGUGAUUGCUUUAAGCUCCCUACUAAAACUUCAUCAAAUGCACUCUUAAUCCUUUCCCAUUAAAUUACGAAUAGGCAAUCUAGCAAGAUGGUUAAAUUUUGAUUGACAUUUAGUUCUUUCAUGAUAUCAACGAACUUUUUUAGAUAUAGAAUUUUGCUUUUCCGCCCGCAGUAGAGCAGGUUUGACUCCGAUGUGACAUUUUAUUCACUUCACCAUUGCGGAGUACAUAAAUCUAAUUUAGUGGUUACAUAUAUUUGUAACAUAUCACAGUAUUCUGUAGAUUUAUUUAUUUAUUUAUUUAUUUAUUAUUACUAUUAUUAUUAUUAUUGUUGUUGUUGUCACUAUUAUUAUUAUUCAUCUGGUUAAGAGUAGGUCAGGUCGAUAUGCCAUCUUAGUCAUCUCACUGUUGCUGAGUACAAAAGUCUAAUUUAGUAGUUUGGCGACAUUUUUUGUCUGCAAAAAAGCAGUUUGAUAUGGCACAUCACACACCGCUUUACCAUCGCGAAGUAGUAUACAAAAGUCUAAGAAUAAAUGUUCUUUUUAAUUCCACGGCUCCCAAGAGAAGUAUCAUUGAUUCAGGCAAAGCGGAAAUGGCGUUCUCUACCUUGA